GCUUCAUUGAUGCUCUUGUGAUCUUAUAAUCACUGUUCUAUCAUGCUUUCAGAAGCUGGCACAGGAUGAAUCAAUGAGAAAAUAUUUUCUUGGACAGAGCGGCAUCUGAUGAAAAUUGUGGGGCUUACCGGCGGAAUAGCAACCGGCAAAUCCACAGUAACAAAUUUGAUACGACAACAUGGGAUCCCAGUCAUAGACUGCGACGAGAUCGCGCACCUAGUGACUAAGAAGGGGAAAUGGGUUUAUAAAAGAAUUGUCAGGAUGUUUGGAUCCGGUUUUCUAAAGAGUGAUGGUGAGAUUGAUAGGGAGAGAUUGGGCGAGCUUGUGUUCAAAGAUGCUGUUGCCAGACGGAAGCUCAACAGAGCAACUCACCCUGCAGUAACUUUGGAGCUUGCUAAGCAACUGCUGAGUCACCUCCUCCAGUGUCACUCGCUGGUGAUGGUGGACAUGCCCCUGCUGGUCGAGACUGGUGCAUACCUUUUGACGUGGCCGCGCGUGCUUGUCAAGUGUGAUCCAGAGACACAGGUGAGGCGGCUGGUUGAGAGGGAUGGAUGCAGCAAAGACCUUGCACAGUCAAAGGUUGCUGCUCAGAUGCCGCUUGAGCAGAAGCAGAAGUGGUGCCAAUACAUCAUUGAUAACUCUGGCACGCGGCAAAGCACCGAGGCGCAGGUGAAAGACACCGUUUGGGGGCUGAGAAAAGGUUUAUGGUGGAAGAGCGCACUUCAAACUCCAGCAAAUAUUGCAGUGAUACUGAUAUUUGCUAUAAGUGGUCUUGUCCAAAGGUAACGGGCUUGGCAUUUAAUAUAUGCAAUGGAAGCAGUAAAGACUCCUUAAUAAAUAGAAUGGUCUCAGCACCUGAGCAGAUCACUCUCGAUUGCCUUUCAGUAACUGUACUGGCAAGGAAGGCAAGAAGCAUAACGUCAUGACAAUCAAUUAUAUGUUAUAAUCCCCAUGUGGUGC
Messenger RNA from Coccomyxa subellipsoidea C-169, 960 nucleotides. RefSeq names its product dephospho-CoA kinase. Gene Ontology annotation, molecular function: dephospho-CoA kinase activity; ATP binding. The record is from RefSeq and is a predicted model, not a curated record. Gene Ontology annotation, biological process: coenzyme A biosynthetic process. The transcript has 5 exons. Bases 109 to 786 code for a protein of 225 amino acids. NCBI's taxonomy places the organism in Eukaryota, Viridiplantae, Chlorophyta, Trebouxiophyceae, Coccomyxaceae.